ACCCACCCCAAAAAACACCCUUUUGGCCUCUCUCGCUAGAUUUGCCGAGAGGUGUUGGGUUGUUUGACUUGUGUUAAAGAAGCAGUUGAGACUUGAGAACGGCAUUAAGGUUUUGUUAGAGGCUAAAUAGUCAAGGCUACUUUUUUGUCAUUGGCUAUAUAAAGCAUGCAAUUUAUUACAGUGUAAAUUUGGAGGAUUUGCAGGUACCAGAAAUGGGAAAGAUGAAGGAUAUGAUAUUUGUGACAAAGAUAUUGGUUGUUAUUCUUCUCCACUUCGUCAUCUCUACUGGUGCUUCCACAAGCUCAAUCAAUACAAAAAGGCCGUUAAAGAACCACUCGAGUGUUUCGGUUUUAUACCCUCCAGUGCAAUUGCAUAAGUACGAUGAUCAUGUAGUCGUAGACAACGGCAUCUUUAGCAUCACAAUCGCAAGUCCAGAAGGCAUAGUCACCCGCAUCAACUAUAAUGGAAUCGACAAUAUACUAAACGAUCGUAACGAAAACUCAGAUCGCGGAUAUUGGGAUGUAAAUUGGAGUGAUCCAUCGGAUCUGAAGGAUGGUCAUUUGGAUAAGCUUACGGGCAAACACUUAGAUGUUAUAGUUAACAACGAAAACCAAGUUGAACUGUCAUUCAAAAGACCUUGGACAUUUGCCCAAGAAAAGAAUCAAGUUUCCUUAAAUAUCGACAAAAGGUUUGUUGUCUUGCGGGGGUUGAGUGGUUUCUACUCGUAUGGGAUUUUCGAACGUUUAAGAGGGUGGCCUGAUGUUGAUAUCUACCAAGGCCGGAUCGUAUUCAAGCUACAGGAAAAAUUGUUUCGAUACAUGGCGGUUUCGGAUGAAAGACAACGGCUCAUGCCAACGUUUGAAGAUCGCGAAAAGGGUAAACCCCUCGAUUUUCCAGAAGCUGUUCUUUUGACUCAUCCUUCAAAUUCUCGUCUUCAGGGCGAGGUAGAUGACAAGUACCAAUACUCGACUGAAAACAAAGAUAAUCGGGUUCAUGGUUGGAUAUGCUCAGAUCCGCCAGUCGGAUUUUGGAUGAUCACUCCUAGUAAUGAGUUUCGUAAUGGUGGCCCGGUCAAGCAAGACCUAACCUCUCAUGCUGGUCCUGUUGCUCUCUCCAUGUUUUUUAGUACCCAUUAUGCGGGGCCUGAUUUAGGAAUGAAAUUUCGAGAUGGUGAACCAUGGAAAAAGGUUUUCGGACCCGUGUUUAUAUAUCUGAACUCGGUUACAACAGAAGAAAGUCCCCUUUCCCUUUGGGAUGAUGCCAAAGAAGAGAUGCUCGUGCAAACCAAUAGUUGGCCGUACCAUUUCCCCAACUCCUCAGAUUACCCUCGUGCCUAUCAACGCGGUCUAGUAACGGGCCAGCUGGUGGUUCGAGACGUGGGGUUGGCAUUUGCCAACUCUGCGUUUGUUGGCUUGGCUCCUCCUGGUGCACUUGGAUCAUGGCAAGAAGAAAGUAAGGGUUAUCAGUUUUGGACACAAACCGACGAAAAAGGUUACUUCGAGAUCAAGAAUGUCCGGCCUGGUUACUAUCAUUUGUAUGCUUGGGUUCCCGGGUACAUUGGCGAGUACAUGUACCAAUCCAUUAUUUAUGUCCUAAAAGGAAGCAAGAUCAGAAUGGGCCUGCUUGUACACAAACCACCAAGAAAUGGCCCUACAGUUUGGGAGAUUGGUGUCCCAGAUCGCACCGCUGCCGAGUUCUACGUGCCUCCACCGAACCCAACCCUCAUGAACCAGUUAUACGCCAGCCAAAGAACCGAUUCGUUUAGGCAAUAUGGUUUGUGGGAUAGGUACACUGAUCUGUAUCCAGAUAAAGAUUUGGUCUACACCGUUGGCGUUAACAAUUAUCAAACGGAUUGGUUUUUUGCUCAUGUCAACCGGCAUGUAGGAAAUAAGACCUAUGUUUCGACUACCUGGACUGUUUUAUUUGAUCUUGAAGAUGUAAUUACCGGAAAUUAUACAAUACAACUGGCAUUGGCAUCAGCAACAAAUGCAGAAGUGCAAAUAAGAAUCAAUGGCGUAGGAGAUGCGUCGCUUGUCUUUACAACAAAGUUAAUCGGGAAGGAUAACGCAAUUGCACGACAUGGGAUUCAUGGACUGUACUGGUUGUAUAGCAUCACUGUUGUGCAUUCGCAUCUACGAGCCGGAAAGAAUGCAUUGUAUUUAAAACAAACUAGAGGUUCAUAUCCUUUUAGCGGAGUCAUGUAUGACUAUAUCCGAUUAGAAAGACCCUCUCGUUAUUAAAUUCGUUAUAUCUAUUUUUUAUAUAAAUAGUUGGAGAAUAGAUUUGAUAGUUGCUUUCGGAUUAGAACAGAAAGUUGUGGUUCCGUUGUAUACAAAAACGACAUCAAAACAGUAUAGUACAUAGCUUUAUGUAGAUAGUUAACUUAUGUAAAUUGAUACAUUUUUAAAUCUAACAUAGAUUUAAAGACGUUGAUAUUGAAAUUCAUUUCAUUAAUUUUGAUAUGUUUGUUUCUUUAUCCU
Molecule: messenger RNA, 2480 nt
Organism: Helianthus annuus (common sunflower)
Lineage: Eukaryota; Viridiplantae; Streptophyta; Magnoliopsida; Asterales; Asteraceae
Product: rhamnogalacturonate lyase B
Exons: 14
Coding region: 213-2240 (675 amino acids)
Biological process (GO): carbohydrate metabolic process
Molecular function (GO): catalytic activity; carbohydrate binding
Source: RefSeq, a predicted model, not a curated record